AUGGCCUCCAAGGAGCUCACCUACCAGGAUGUUGCCGAGCACAACACCAAGAAGGAUCUCUACGUUGUCAUCCACGACAAGGUAUACGACGUUAGCAAGUUUGUGGACGAGCACCCCGGUGGUGAGGAGGUUUUGCUCGACGUUGCCGGCCAGGAUGCCACUGAGGCCUUCGAGGAUGUCGGCCACAGCGAUGAGGCCCGUGAGACGCUCGAGCAGCUCCUGAUCGGGAACCUGAAGCGCAACCCCGGCGAUCCCAAGCCCAAGGCCCCCAUUCCCGGCGCGGUCGCUCCGCCAGCCAACACCUCCAACGCCACCGGGCUCGGUAUCGGUCUGUAUGCUAUUGUCCUCCUCGGUGGGCUGGCCGCAUUUGGUGCCUACCAGUACCUGCAGCAACAGCAGGCUGUCCAGAGCGCUUAA
This is a messenger RNA of Canariomyces notabilis, 417 nucleotides long. RefSeq names its product cytochrome b5. Gene Ontology annotation, biological process: sterol biosynthetic process. The record is from RefSeq and is a predicted model, not a curated record. Gene Ontology annotation, cellular component: intracellular membrane-bounded organelle; endoplasmic reticulum membrane. Bases 1 to 417 code for a protein of 138 amino acids. Gene Ontology annotation, molecular function: heme binding. Lineage: Eukaryota; Fungi; Ascomycota; Sordariomycetes; Sordariales; Chaetomiaceae. The transcript has 3 exons.